GAAGUCGUAUCGUACUCUGAGCGGAAAAUAGGAAAAUCAAAAAGGAUUAACUUUUAUUUUCGUGUUAUCGAAAUGCGUCCUGUCGAGCGGAUACUCAGCCAAAUCGGGAUCGUGUGUAUAAUUUUGAGUGCGGGUCAUGCGGCGAGUCAAAAUGCACCAGUUCCUAGUGUUAAUUUCUUGUUCGAAACAUUCAACCCUUACAGUAUGGUGAAGUUUUUCGAGUUCAGUGAUAAAGGGUGGAAUAUAAGUGAAAAUUGUUUGAAAAAUAUGUAUAACUUCCUUGAGGGAUUGCAGAAGGGAUCCGUGUGGGCAGUUAAACUGUACGAUAGUGUCCACUAUUAUGGAGGCAGUGCUUUCGGUGGCAAUCGAUUUCGUUUGGACACCUCAGCGCUUUGCCGACAGCUACAAAAGGAGUACCUCAAUACCUUACAUAUGCACUGGAGUUUGAAAACAAAUACAACCGCUGUCCCGUUCCCGAUUCAACUGAUCAACGCAAAGUACCAAGUUGAAAUGAGUCACAAUUACAACGAGGUGAUAAACAUCCAGCAGUCAAUAUGCUUUCCAAAAUAUUGCGACACAAACGAUCUAGGACAAAUUUUGGCACCUCCGCCAAUACCACCGAAUGGAAUUUUGAAUAAUAUGACCCUCGUUGGAUUUCGUACAGUCGAAGGAGUUUAUAAUAUUCUUCAGGAAAGCAGUUUCUAUACGUUGAUAUCUCUUCUUACACUUGUCCUUGCCCUCACCCUCUGCUCACACUUGUAUGAACUCUUCUCGGAAAUGCAGCAAAAGCAAGAGAUUUCCAAUGAAAAAAAGAACUCCGAGGUUGAGAGUGAUUCUUCGUUGCCCAGUGAUCUUACAGUAGACGACCUAGAAUGUGCAAUAGAACACAUUUCGAAGUUAAGUAAUUGUGAUAAGAACUCCUUGACAAAAGUAAACAUGCACCACUCAGCUGAGUGUAUGACUAUAAACAAUAUGAACAACAAUAACCACGUGAACCUGGUGAAAGUGAAGAAAGUCAAGACUAGAAACUCAGCCACAAUUAGUUUGGAUAUCAUAGCUGGAAACUGCGAAUUUGGUGAGUGA
Messenger RNA from Hermetia illucens (black soldier fly), 1083 nucleotides. RefSeq lists its product as uncharacterized. NCBI's taxonomy places the organism in Eukaryota, Metazoa, Arthropoda, Insecta, Diptera, Stratiomyidae. Bases 73 to 1083 code for a protein of 336 amino acids. The transcript has 4 exons. The record is from RefSeq and is a predicted model, not a curated record.